Messenger RNA from Thermothielavioides terrestris NRRL 8126, 3604 nucleotides. RefSeq lists its product as uncharacterized. Bases 1 to 2277 code for a protein of 758 amino acids. Lineage: Eukaryota; Fungi; Ascomycota; Sordariomycetes; Sordariales; Chaetomiaceae. The record is from RefSeq and is a predicted model, not a curated record. The transcript has 9 exons. Gene Ontology annotation, cellular component: mitochondrial outer membrane.
AUGUCGAUUGUGGCCGAUCAGGUCCGCUGUCUGGAUGCACGGAUCGACCGGUUUUCUUUGGUGCCGCUGACACACGGCCCGGAUCACGAUGCCGAGCUGCAGCCCGUGGAGGGCGUCGCGGCCUCUGCGCUCGCGUCGCCGCGCAUCGACGAGCUGCUGCGCAUCGUGAAGGCUCUGUCCUCCGGCUCGGUCUCGGGGGCGCAUCUGUCGUCCGCACGCAUCCAGCGGUUGCUCCAGCAAUCCGGCCUGGCAGGAGAAGUGCCGCCGGCCGAGCUGCUUGAGGCGAAGAGCCAGUAUGAGAUUGACGUCGAGUGGCUCCUGGUAGGCAAGGCGACCGUGCAGACGUACGGCCUCCUGAUGAGCACCCUUCUGGACCAGAUCAUCCCGCUCAGCGACGAUAUAUGGUACUGGGAUGAGGUGCUGGGGUCCUACCCGCACAGCUUGGUCUAUACCGUGCAGACGUCGCCCCUGCGGAUGUGGAAAUGGACGCGGGAAGUCUACUCGGAGAGCGUCGACCGCUUCCAGCGCCUGUAUCGGGAGGAAAUUUUCGGCCAAUCGUCGGAAGCGGAUGACUCGCCGUCUACGCAACGGAAUGGUAGUGGCCACGGCCCCAAGGCGAGAACGAAGGGCUUUGCAUCUUUAUAUCCUCAACUAUCCAAGCAUUGGCGCCAGUUCUAUGGCAUUGUAAGGCAAAGCGUCGCAGAGAGAUCCAUCGCGGACAUCCAACGCAAGAUCCUCUCCCGCGUGGACAUUGGCCGCUCAGAAGCGCGUUACAAGCAGGCACGGCUGCGGAAGCUGCGAGAAAUGACCGCCACAGGGUUGGGAAUCCUGUUGGACGAAGGGCUCAACUUCGGGGGAGCGGACGAGACGCAAAGCGAGGAGUGGAAGGGCAUGCUGGAGCGCAGCGUGGCGCUGAUGGACAUGAUCCUGCAGAACGUCCUUCACUUGGACAUCAGUGUCUCGGAGUUUGAGGACAAGGUCUUCACGGGGGUCGAGGAAGACCCGGAGCUAUCAAUCCACAUCGAGGAGUCGCAUCCGGCCGAGAGACCCGCCGUCCUGGCGCGGCGGCUGCUUGGGCUCCUCCAAGCCGAAUUACCUAAUCACCGCGCCGCUAUGGGAGAGGUGGCACGGCAGAACGGACGGCCGUCGAGGCUCGUCAGAUACUGGCUCCCCGCAGCGGCGCUGCUUGUCUCGUCCUCGACGAUUCUGCGCAUCCUGGUCAACCGACAAGACGACAUCAUCAACUGGAUCCGGGACUUCGGCGCCACGACACGCGACUUCUGGCUCAACUGGGUCGUCGAACCCGUCCGCAAGAUCAUCGGCACGAUCCGGCACGACGCCAACAGCGAGAUUGCCAUCAUGAGCCGGGACAGCCUCAAGGCGGACCGAGACAGCCUGGAGCGGAUGGUGGUCGAGUUCGCCAUGGACAAGCCCGACAUUGCCGUGGGGAACGCGUCCAUCACCGACAGCCAGAUCCUCGAGAUCCGGUCGAAGGUUAAGGAGGGCGAUGUCACGCCCGUUUUAAAAGCGUACGAGAAAGACCUGAGGCGGCCGAUCGUGGGCGCCAUCAGGGGCGAUCUCGUCCGGUCGUUGCUCAUCCAGGUGCAAAAGACCAAGGUCGACCUAGAGGUGGCGAUAAGCGGGAUCGAUGCGCUGCUGAAAAGUCAGGAGUUGGUCUUUGGCUUCGUCGGGCUGACUCCUGGCAUCCUUGUUUCAAUUGGGGUCUUCCAAUAUCUGAGGACUCUCUUUGGCAGCCGCAAAGGCCUGCGCCAGGGCCGGAGAGUCAGACGCAGCGUCCGGGUGCUGCGGAAGAUUGACCGGAUCCUGUCCGAGGCGACGACUUCUCAGAAUAACGUCAUCUCCUACCGCGAUCACGGUCUCCUGGUGUGCGAGGUCCACGUGCUGCGCGGCCUAGCUCACGGCGUCCUCCCUGGCGAUGUUGAGAAGGAAUUCAUCGAGGAUCUCGAUGAGCUGGCAAACCUCAAGGGGAUCCAAGUGCAGAUGAAGGCGCUGGAAAGGAUUCGCUGGGCUUAUGCGGAGUGGUUGAGCAGGAUGAGGUAUGUCGAGGCAGCUCUCGGUAAGCGUGCAGGUACCGAGGGCGGGGCAACCUCAGUGGACCCUGGCCGACUAGGCAGCGUUCCCGUCACGUCGACGACGGAACCCAGGGCGCUUGGGAAAGCAACCGGCUGCUUGGUUCCACGCGUGGUUUCUGCAGUUCGGCCUGCAUACGUUCUCGGAUCGCUUCUGGGCUUUGCAUAUCCGGCAGGCACGCCCUAAUAACUACUCCAUUCGACGUGAUUUCGCGCCUCUCUCGACCGAGCCGUCCUCCUGAAUAUCCCUCCUGAAUAUCGAAGCGAGCUGCCCCGAACGCGGCGCUCCGCCUUCUCACCUUCACCAUGUCGUCGAGUACCAGAAACUACGACUUCUUGAUCAAGCUGCUGCUGAUCGGAGACUCGGGCGUGGGCAAAUCAUGCUGCCUGCUACGCUUUAGUGAAGACUCGUUCACACCAUCCUUCAUCACGACGAUCGGCAUCGACUUCAAGAUCCGGACGAUCGAGCUCGAUGGCAAGCGGGUAAAGCUCCAGAUCUGGGACACGGCCGGGCAGGAACGGUUCCGCACCAUCACCACCGCAUACUACAGGGGCGCGAUGGGGAUCCUGUUGGUCUACGACGUGACAGACGAGCGGUCGUUUAAUAACAUCCGCACGUGGUUCGCCAACGUGGAGCAGCACGCGACAGAGGGCGUCAACAAGAUCCUGAUCGGCAACAAGUGCGACUGGGAGGAGAAGCGGGUGGUGUCGACGGAGCGCGGGCAGCAGCUGGCCGAUGAGCUGGGCAUCCCGUUCCUCGAGGUCUCGGCCAAGACCAACACCAACAUCGACAAGGCGUUCUACAGCCUCGCAGCCGACAUCAAGAAGCGCAUCAUCGACACGUCCAAGCCGGAGCAGGCGGGCGCCGGGUCCGCCGUCGCCGUCGGCGAGCAGGCCGGGGCCGGGGCCGGGGCGAAGUGUUGCUGAGCAAGCAGAGAAGCCGGAAAGAGUUGAGGGAAAGUUGUGUGGCAGUUUUACGUGGCGGGCUCUGACGGGACAUCGAAAGCGCCGGCUGGGCACAUUGUGCUGCUUUGAAUUUUGUUGCACCACCCACCCUGCGGUCUCAACCGGUCCCGACCGACGGCUUCGAUCUUAAGAUCCCGAUUCUGGCACCCACCCGACGAAUAUUCCUAUGCUGCGGAGGCGGGACUAGGCACUAGAGAAAGGGGGAGCUAGUUACUGGUGGAAGCGGACCUCGACGGAGGGACGGGAGGGACAGGGAGACAGAGCGGCGGAGGGUCAGCCGCUCUUGCCUGCCCGCCCGCCCCUGCAACCUGACUCCUUGCAAGAUGCUUUGUUUUGCUUUUCUGGCUGCUUUGCUGUUUGUAGAAAGCGGGGUUCCUUGUCUGGCAGGCGAGCGGGUAGAUGGGCUGGCAGGCAACCACUCUCGGGGGGUAGGCAGGCAGCAGAGCCAAGGGGGGGAGUGCUGGGGCAAUAUCUAUCUGGUCUGGUCACGGAGUUUGGGGCCCUUCUCUUGUAUUGACGUUUUGGCACUAAUAUAUUUACCUCCUGAA